UUCUGCUAAAGUUAAUAAUGCGUAUAUCCGUUGUGUUUAUUAUUUUAGCAGUUUUGGUGCUUUUGACUCAAGUACAUUCGUGGCGUCGUCGAAGACGUCGUCGGUGCGUCGGAUGUGCAUGGUCGUCUUGGGGAGCAUUUGGCUCUUGUUCUGCAUCUUGCAACCAUGGUUACAAAUACCGCUACCGUAGCAAACAAACUGGUGGAUGUGGAGCCGUAUGCAGGGGUUCACGUGUACAAUCCACUCGUUGUUAUCUUAGAUGUUGUCGUGUGAGUUGCAACUGGUACUGGUCAGCAUGGAGUCCUUGUAGAGGAUGUGGUAUUUCCACGCAAACAAGCACAGUUGUGGUGAGAGUACGAAAUUYUUGCGGAGGAAGCCCUUGCCCUACUACUACAACACGCAGCCAGUCUUGUAAUACUGGAGUGUGCUGUCCCGUCAACUGUGCCGUAAACAACUGGGGAAACUGGGGAAGCUGUAAUGCCAACUGCGAGCGAAAUGGCCAGCAGAGACGAACACGGAGCGUGCGAACUCCAAAUAAAUGCGGCGGGRCAGCAUGUCCAGCUCUCUCACAGACUCGUACCUGUCGCGGUGGUUGCUGCAGACGAAAUUGUAUUCUAUCAGCAUGGUCACCAUGGAGCUCUUGUAACGCUCCAACUGGGARGUGUGCUACAAACAGUGGAAUACAAACCAGGUCAAGAAGAGUAACUCGUCCAGCAUCUUGUGGUGGUACUGCUUGUUCUGCAUUAUCUGGUUCUAGGAGAUGUACACCUACCCCUAUAUCAUGUUUGGUUAGUAAUUGGUCAUCGUGGGGUCGAUGUACAGCAAACAAUGGUCGCUGCGGUGCGGGUUCUCAGACGCGCACACGCACUAUCACCCGUCAACCAUACUGUAGCACGCCCUGCCCACCUCUGACAGAGAAACGGUCAUGUACGCAUAGUUGUUGCCCUGUUAAUUGUGUCGUUUCGAUUUGGUCAGCUUGGGCUGCAUGUACAGCAACGUGUGGUUCUGGUACCAAGGUCAGAACUCGUACAAUCACAACCAAGCCAAGCUGUAACGGAAAAGCUUGUCCUUCCCUUAAAGAGACAACAUCUUGUACUCGGUAUAAUAACAGAGACUGUGUCUUGUCGGUCUGGUCCUCUUGGUCCCAGUGUUCUAGCGGAUGUGGGAAGGGGUUGAUUACAAAGACAAGGAGAGUAAUUUCGCAACCUGUGUGUCAAGGUAGAAGAUGCGGUCCCUUGUCUGCUAGUAAAAUUUGUACUAGUUACCGUGACAAUCGUAACUGUGUGGUUGGUCAAUGGGGGCCAUGGGGCGCUUGUAACGCUAAAUGCGCCGUAGGUUCUCGACAGAGAACUAGAGCUGUUGUCACUCCAAAACGUUGUCAAGGCACUCCAUGUCCUUUGCUAACGGAAAGCUCUUCAUGUGGUUCAGCAAAUGGUGGCUGUCAGCACGUUUGUAGUAAUGGCGUCUGCUCGUGUCGUCCUGGUUACAACCUUGCGUCAGAUAAACAGACCUGUGCCGCAAAGAACUGUGGGACAGCUCGGCCUCGUUUCUGUGCACAAGGUACCAAACUUGGCUYCACAUGUCAAUAUUCCAUAGUCACGUGCCCAGGAGGGAAUACCAAAUACCCUGUCACGUGCAGUCUAGGAUGCCCUACUCACUACACKAUUAAGGGACCAAGCACGAUCACGUGUCAAACAAAUGGACUUUGGUCGAGCUAUGGGUCGUCAUACUGUCGACGAAACAAUGACCCGCCAACUCAGAUUUUACUGUCUGGGUCAAGCUCAGUGAGCGAGAACAUGCCUCGAGGAACGACCGUCGGUACCUUGAGUUCUCUAGAUCCAGUGAACAGUAAAGACAGGCAUACAUACACGAUGAUCAGGGGAGGAAGUGGACUCUUUGAAAUUCGUGGUGCAGUGCUAUUGACAUCUAAAGUGUUUGAUUUUGAAGCUUCCCCGAACACGUUCGACAUCACAGUUCGCAGUACAGAUAACGGAAUCCCUUCAAUGUACCUGGACAAAACAUUUACCAUUAGGAUUACUGACGUUAACGAAGACCCAACAGAUAUACAGCUCUCCAGUUCAAGUGUGAACGAAAAUAGCGACAUUGAUUCAACAGUGGGCAUGCUCAGCACCGCUGACCCCGAUACACGACAGUYCUUUACAUACCAGUUGCUCAGCAACGCUGGAGGACGAUUCAAAAUUGUGAAUAACCGGGUUAAGGUAGCCCAGUCUAACAGACUUUGCCUCCAGAAUGGUGGAAGUCACUGUAGUCUAAACUAUGAACAGCAGCCCUUCCAGGGAAUACGAAUCCGCAGUACAGAUAGCGGUUCGCCGUCAAAGUCUAUCAUCAAGACAAUAAAUGUUACCAUAAAUGACGUCAAUGACAAACCACGUGAUAUACGACUGUCCAAUCAGAUGGUCAAGGAAAAUGCACCCAUUAAUACUGUAAUUGGUCAGUUGACAGCACGUGACGAAGACUCUGGUCAGCGAUUGGUUUUUACUCUAGAUAACGGCGAUAAUGGUAGAUUUAAGAUUGACAGUAAUGGUAACUUACUGAAAGCAAAGAUCACGGAUUACGAGACGAGUAAAGUCCACCUGGUCACGGUUAGAGCUACGGACAACGGAAGUCCCGCAUUAUGGAUUUCCAAACAGUUUACCAUCGUUGUACUGAAUGUAAACGAGGCUCCUGUAUCUUUAACACUUGACAACAACACCGUCACAGAAAACUCGCCCCUUGGAACCCAGAUUGGUACACUCACGGCUGUUGACAAAGAUGCAAUACAGAAUCUCACGUUCAGCCUCGAUGACAGCGCAGGUGGAAAAUUCUCCCUUGGUUCCAAAACCAUGUGUAAUCAUGUUAGUCAGGGAAAUACGCAGUGUUCUGCGGUGCUUUUGGUCAGCGGAGACCUUGAUUUUGAGGAUGCGCAAUGGGAAAUUAUAACAGUGAGAGUUACAGAUGACAAAGGCUUGUUUUACAGUCAAAAUGUGAAUAUCACAGUACAAGACGCCAACGAUAAGCCCUCCAAUGUAACUAUAGAGGGAAGCCUUGUGGCUACUGUGAAUGAAAACAGUCGAGAUCUCGAGAUCGGAGAAUUGCAGACAGUAGACCAAGACGUCGGGCAGACCUUUAGAUAUACGUUGCUUAGCAACAAUGGCGGCAAUUUUGAGAUUCGCGGUAACAAGCUGUUUGUGUCCAAGUCUGCUAAUCUUGAYUACGAGAAAAAGAAAGCAUAUCAGAUUAGUUUGAGAAGUACAGACAGCGGAAAUCCACCGUACUCCGUAGAGGGUAACAUAACAAUCAACAUCAGCGACCUCAACGAAAAACCAACAAAUGUAACUUUAUCUAAGAACACCAUCCUCGAAAACACGCCCCCUGGUUCGGUGAUUGGCAGCCUGUCAAUCAAAGACCCUGACAACCUUGGACCCGAAGGAGUGCGACAGACUCACAYCUGCCAAUUGAAGAACUCAGCCAAUGGGAUAAUUGGGAUGGCUGUCAAUGAAAAAGUCAAUCAGCUGACUGUAGGUCCUGCGGGAGUAAACUAUGAAGCAAACAGAACCAUACUUAURAGCGUCCAAUGUUCGGAUCCUCAGGGGUUGAGAUUAGACAAAUCAUUCACUAUCAACGUGCAAGAUAUCAACGAAGCUCCUACAGACAUUGUAGUUUCUAACCUAAGAGUAAAAGAGAACCAAACCCCUCCUAUAACUGUUGGCAGGAUUACUGUAGUCGAUCCAGAUAACGAGAACACCAUAAGACAAUCUUUCAAUUUUUCUAUUCUUUCGAGCUCCGCUGUACCUUUUGCAGAGCAGAAUGGCAAUUUAGUCACAACUAAGAAGCUUGACUUCGAGGCGGAUGCACAGUGGUCAUUCAGGAUAGAAGUACAAGACAAUGGUGUCCCUGCUAAAACGAGGGUGGAGUCCUUCACUGUACAGGUGCUCGACACGAACGAUCAACCAACUUCGAUCUCGUUGUCCAACUCAGCAGUAAACGAGAACAGCGCACAAGACACCCUGGUUGGUCUUCUAAGCACCGUCGACCAAGACGUUGGACAAAAGUACACCUAUCAAUUGAUUGACAGCUCGAACGGUAGAUUUAUGGUCGAUAAUAACGCUAUAAAGGUAGCGCAGUCAAACAAGCAAUGCUUGUCUCAGGGAGGAAGCCACUGUUUGCUAAACUACGAAGCAGCAAGACAACAACGUAUACGCGUGCGCAGUACAGAUAACGGCGUUCCYYCGCUUUUCUACGACACAGACCUYGUCAUACUCAUCCGUGACGUCAAUGACCAACCACGUGAUCUAAAGYUAUCCGAUAACAGAGUGAAAGAGAAUGCCACAAUUGACUCCCUGAUUGGUCAGUUUAACGCCAGUGACGARGACGYUGGGCAGUCCUUGUCGUAUUYUCUYGCUGAUGAUGAUGGUGGACGAUUCAGAGUAGACUCUAGUGGAUAUUUGUACAAAGCGAAUAGUACGAAUUAUGAGACGCAAAAACAACACACUAUUCGUGCUGUYGUGACUGAUAAUGGUCGUCCAGCGAUGAAGAUUGAAAAGGUUUUCGUCAUCGAGGUYCUUGACGUAAACGAAGCGCCUGUCAAAAUUCAAAUAACAUCUGUUGGUGCGCCAAGCUCCUUUCCGACAAACGACGCUCGCGUCAAAGAAAACUCCCCACAAGGAACUGUGACAGGUACUCUAGAAGCGUUGGACCAUGACUAUAAUCAAGUACUGUCCUUCAGGCUCGAUGAUGAUGCCAACGGCACCUUUAUCUUGGACUCCUCCAAACCUACAUGUGCUGCAGUCACUAACAUGCCUGAAUAUAAGACAAAAUGUACGACUAUUCUGCAACUAAAGCGAUCAUURAACUACGAGGAGAAGAGAGRCUAUACUAUCACUGUCAGAGCCACUGACAGCCACGGUCUGUUCACUACACAACAGCUGUCAAUCACCGUGRUUGAUCAGAACGACGCGCCGACAAAUAUUACUUUAGGGGGUGGAGGAAGUGCAAAUGUGUAUGAAAAUUCCAACGGGGCUUUAGUUGGUGUGUUGGCAACCACAGAUGAAGACGCCUCGCAGACAUUUACUUACACUCUCACUAAUGAURCUAGUGGUCGUUUUGUAGUGCGAGGUGACAAACUUUUCGUUUCCAACUCAGCAAAUUUAGACUUUGAAAAACAGUCUUUAUACAGUGUUUCUAUCCAGUCGACAGACUCYGGUUCCCCUUCCUUAAAGCACAYCAAAGACUUCUCCRUAACUGUUCUUGACYUAAACGAAGCACCAACAAUGAUUGGACUAAMCAAUAGUCACGUGACUGAGAACAGCAAACCCGGCACUGUGAUUGGCUCGUUGAACGUAACAGACCCCGAUAAUCUUGGUCCACAARRUGUGCGMCAGUCACAUACUUGCAGCGUCGUUGGAAGUCAGAUUGGAAAAUUUGUAGUUGAAAACAAUGUGCUCAAGGUGAAUCAAGCUACUGUGGACUACGAACAAGCUACCACACAUGAUAUUAUCGUGAACUGUGUGGAUAAUGGGACGCCGAGCCUGAACCUUCAACAGAACGUUUCCGUGUUUGUCGAUGAUGUGAACGAAGCUCCAAGUAAGAUAGCUUUAUCGAGUAGCAGUGUGGCAGAGAACUCUUCGCCUUCUGUAGUUGGCACUCUAAGUACCGCUGACCCUGACAACGAGGGCUCAAUAAGGCAAUACUUUACAUACAGUAUUAUUGGUGAUACCGCUGGUCUUCCAUUUAUUAUCCAUGGUAAUUACUUGAACACGACAAGAUCAUUGGAUUACGAGACCCAAGCGAGCUGGAACUUGACCAUUCAGUCUACGGAUAGUGGCAAACCACCUAAAUCAGUUACCAAUUUAUUUACCAUUUCUGUAGUCGAUGUUAACGAGCAGCCUAUGAAGAUCACACUGUCWGAGUCGGCUGUAAAUGAGAACAGUGGAAUGGACACUAUCAUUGGAACACUGUCCUGUCAAGAUCCUGAUGUAAACCAGAACCACACUUACACACUGACCAACACAGCAUCUGGUUUAUUCAAACUCRUUCAAAAUAGGUUAAUGGUAGCUUUGCAAAAUGAUGACUGCUUAAACUACGGUGGUGCUUUCUGCAAAAUCAAUUUCGAGGCUCGGCGGCAACACGUUGUGCGCGUGCGCACUACCGAUAACGGAUCUCCUCCUCUAAGCAACGAGAAAAUCUUYACCAUCACUGUGCGUGACGUCAACGAUAGACCACGUGAUUUGAAGUUAUCUGGUUAUAUUGUGAAAGAGAAUGCAACUAUUGGAACGAGGAUUGGUCAGCUAUCUGCUAAAGACGAGGACAAAUUCCAAGUUUUGUCCUUCUCGCUUGUGGAUGAUGAUAACGGUAGAUUUAUUAUUGAUUCUGCGGGUUUUCUUGUCAAAGCCAAGAACACGGAUUACGAAACUAGUAGAGUUCAUAUGGUGACUGUACAAGUACGAGACAAUGGGACCGAGCCAAUAUCGUUAAACAAGACAUUUAGCAUUUUCGUGGAAAACGUUAACGAAGCUCCAGUAAAUACAUCAAUUACUUCUCAAGAUGGACAACAAACCUUCCCUGACGACAUGCCACAAGUGAACGAAAACUCYCCCCARRGGGACGUAGUGGGGACGAUAAUCUCUUUGGACCAUGACGAAGUCCAGCAUCUAUCUUUYAAACUACUUGACGACGCAGGCGGGAAAUUCUCCCUCGGUUCGUCCGUCACGUGCAAGAACCAAACYACUAUCCCUGGAAUAGAAUCCAUGUGUUCUGUUAAUCUAGUGGUCAGCGGUCUUCUGAACUAUGAGCAAAGCAAAUCAGAAGACAUAGUUGUGCGCGUGACUGAUCCAAAUGGUCUGUUUCAUWCCAAGAAAUUCACAGUCAAAAUCCUCAACGUGAAUGACAAGCCCAGUAAUAUCACACUUUCUGGAAUUGAUGUUGGAUACGUAGAUGAGAACGCUAACAACGCGUUUGUUGGUGAUCUAGCAGCAGUAGACGAGGAUGCAAAUCAAKUGCAUACCUUCAGGAUGAUUAGUAAUGGCGGCUGGAAGUUCGUUCUCAAAGGGACCAAGAUAUAUACCUCGCGGUACGCCAACAUUGAUUUUGAGAAACAAYCCUCUUUGGUUGUCAUUGUGAGGGCUAUCGACAAUGGACGACCUAGAUUAUUCCUUGAUAAAUCGUUUACCAUUCAGAUUCGAGAUGUCAACGAAAAGCCUACAAGUAUCUCACUCACCAACCAAACCGUAACAGAAAAUUCACCUCAAGGUUUCCUCGUUGGCGAGAUUUAUGUGGAAGAUCCAGAUAACAAAGGCUCGAGAGGACCCUGGCAAGUACACACUUGCUCCGUAUUCAACAAUGUCCCCUUCAUUGUCAACCACACAUCAAACGAGUUACUCGUGGAUGGAGAUUUAAAUUAUGAAGUCACACAAUCCAUUGACGUCAUUCUGCGUUGCUACGACGACGGUUCCUCUCCUCUCUAUAUCGAGAAAACCUUUAGAAUCGACAUCAUGGACGAAAACGAGSCUCCGACGAGUAUCAGCUUGUCCGKCWCCACGGUUGCCGAGAAUUCUGGGAUUGUUGUCAUAGGAACGUUCGACACAGUCGAUCCGGAUAAUUUGUUUGCCGCUGUCCAGACUUUUAGUUAUUCUGUUGUUAAUGGCAGUGGCUUGCCAUUCGUUGUAGAAGGGUAUACCUUGAAAACAUCUCAGAGCCUGGACUACGAGACUAAACCAUUGUGGGAAAUCUAURUCCAGUCAACUGAUAAUAAAGGCCUUAGGGUCACAAGGAAGUUUGAAAUAACGGUAUUGAAUCGCAAUGACGCGCCCACAAGUGUUAAAGCCAGCGGAAAUCUUUCCAUUUUCGAAAAUAGUGCUCCAGCGACUUAUAUAGGAAAUGUUUACACCGCUGACCAGGAUGUUGGACAGACGCACUUUUACCAGAUUGAGAGYGUUUUGGCAGAGGGACACAGUGGAAAACGAAAUGACAGUAGUCUUCUAAACAUGUUCUCCAUCGGUUCAACGUCUGGCUCAAUCACCCUUUCCUCAAGACUUCUCGACUUUGAGCAAUACUCUAACUACACGCUUCUYGUACGUGCCGUCGACAAUGGUUCCCCUCCUCUCUCAGUCACGGGGUAUAUAAGCAUACUAGURAAAGAYGUCAACGAGGCUCCAACRGCCAUCACACUGAGUAACAACAAGGUUUUCGAGAACACGGCCUCUGACAGCAUAGUCGGGAAACUGUCUGUUCAGGAUCCUGAUAAUGUAGCGAUUUCCUGGCAAAAAUUCACCUGUUACGUCACAAACCCAGAUCAAGCUCCUUUUAAGGUUGUUAAUCAUUUAUCGUUAGCUGUGUCUAGGGAUGUUCUCGAUUUUGAAAAACAGAACGUUUAUUCAGUUAGCGUAAAUUGUAGUGAACGUAUCUCACCACCUUUAUCAAUAUCGACAAYCUUCACAAUCAUAGUGCUAGAUGUCAACGAGGCUCCAUAUAAUCUGACCAUCAGUAACACGAUGAUACCCGAGAACGGUAUCCCGGGAGAUAUCGUUGGCCUGAUAAAUGUCCUGGACCCGGAUACCCCGGGCAGUACAUUUGCCAAUAUUUCACUGAGCAUUCAAAUCCAGUCCCCAAGUUUGGAUGCUUUUAAGAUAGUCGGAARGCUCCUGGUAACCACAAAACCGUUAGACUUCGAGAAAGUGAACUCCUAUCAAGUAACAAUCGUAGCAAUGGACAGCGGUAUCCCACCUCUUAAUACGACCAACGCCUUUAUUGUCAAUGUAACAGACAACAACGAUCCACCAAGUGCAGUCUUUUUGAAUUCUUCUGGAAUAUUCGAAAACGCCACCUCGGGUACAGUAGUGGGUGAACUGUCGGCAAAAGACCAGGACACGAACCAUUCGCAUACAUUUGUCGUUAUCAGCCCCAAGGAUCUUUUUAGURUCAAUGGAAGCACUCUUGUUCUCAAUAAUAGAAAUCUAGAUUACGAAACUGCCCCACAGAUAAAUGUAUCAAUUAAAGUCACUGAUGACGGGCAACCUCCGAUGAGUGCCGAGCUUUUGGUGACUGUUACCGUACUGGACAGCAACGAUCCACCAAGUGAUAUCAAUAUGACGUCGUCUCUUCCCCUCAACGACGAGAAAAAUAUUUUGGUCCCCGAGAACAGUCCGGGGGGUACACCGCUGGCCAACCUAUUCGUAGUGGACCAGGAUAUUUCACAGAGUCAUACUUGCGUGUUGUUAAACGGGCAGAAGUAUUUUGUUAUUCCACKUAGUCAAGCGAAGUCUACUGCGCAGGUGCUGGUGAAUGACGCCGCUGGACUGGACUAUGAGACAAUGUACAACAAGAAUAUYAAUGUAACCGUUCAAUGCACGGACAGCGGUAACCCUCCGUACUCCAAGAUCCUAUCGUUUUCCGUAGCCGUCAGUGACGUGAAUGAACCACCAUUCAACAUCWCACUCACCACACAGCCUCUGCCAGAACAUCCUCCAGAGGGUUAUGUUGUUGGUUCUCUCUCUUGUCAAGAACCAGACUUCAAYCAGAAUGACGCAUUUAGAGUAGUUGGAGGUUCUUCAAUGAUAUUCGAGGUGAAUCAAGMUUCCAAUCUCUUGGUAGUGAAAGACCCUUCCUAUCUUGACUAUGARGCYUUACAACCAAACCACACUGUAACUGUUCGUAUCCUAGCAACAGAYAGUGGAGCCAAGCCACUAAGCGCGUCACGYGACUUCAUACUUYACGUUAUCAACGUAAACGAACCUCCAUUUUUUGAAGCCAUGAAUGUCASUGUAAGGGAAGACAUCGCAYGYGGAAGAUGCGUCGCACAGAUUAAYGUCAAAGACCCUGAUCUCAACCAAACAGUUAAACUCUCUCUCUUAAGUCAUGAAGACAAAUUUGACAUAACAAAUACAUGCAUCAGUGUGUCAACCAAUGAAAGUGAGACAGGAGGAUGGUAUCUGAGCAGCCGGAACCCUCUUAGCUACGAUAAUUCACUACCAGACCACGUCUAUGAUGUUCUUAUUGAAGCGAAAGAUAAUGGACAACCUGCGGCCUCCUUCAACGAAUCAGCCUUUGUCUAUGUAGAACGUGUUAAUCCUUGCGAUACGUAUCACGAUUGUAAUGAAAAUGCAACCUGCGUGCGCGUGAACGGGACCAGCUACACUUGCCAUUGUAAACCAGGCUUCACCGGUGACGGGCGCGUUAGUUGUGUUGAUAUUAACGAGUGUGAAUCAAGCCCUUGUUCUCCACAUGGAACCUGUCACGACGGGUUGAAUGCUUACCUUUGUACAUGUGACGAAGGCUAYACAGGAAAUACGAGCUGUGAUCCUAUGGAUUACUGCGCGUCCAAUCCGUGYUUUAAUAAUGCUACGUGUGUAAACACGAACAGGACGAACUACGAUUCAGACUUCUYUUGCAUUUGUUUGCCGGGCUAUACUGAAAAAAACUGCUCCGUAGAAAUCAACGAAUGUGACUCAAAUCCAUGUUUUGGUAAUGGGAAUUGCACUGAUGGGGUUAAUAGAUUUAGUUGCGCCUGUCUUGAAGGCUACAUGGGGACGCAAUGUCAGAGAAGUACYGAAGCCUGUAAUCCAAACCCUUGCGAUACAACUCACCAAGUAUGUGUCCCACGAAAUCUAAAGACUGAAACUUCCGAGGAAUCGCAUGUGUGUGUUGAUAGCGACUUCGUUAUUCCUAUUUAUUUUAAACCCAAAGUUUUUCCUCUUAAGCUCGUGGCUACAUCGCACUGGAAGUACCAAUUGCAAGCUUUCGUUAAAGGCAACGUACAAUAUCCUUUGAAGGAACUAAAUAACGAUGAGGCAGACGAAUCCCAGGUCGUUGCCACAGAUUUAUUUGUGGUCGAAAUCUCUACUGUCUUCCUCAAACCCUUCUCAGAGAGCCAAAAGAGAGAGCGUCGAGCCAGUAGUGAUAAUAUCGAGUACACGGCAGUGUAUUUUGUUGUAAAACAUGAGGACUUAUCGGUUCCACARUAUACUUUCUUCGUGUCCCUGAACAAGACGUGUUUUACAAUAAAGAAAAACCAAAAUUCAGAUUUUGGGCAAAAGAUAUGCGACGCGGCAUACGAAACGAUGGUCCGGGUUCAUCCCAUGCCAAGAACAGGAGCACGAGAACAAGACGCCAAGGCUGGUCUCCAUCCUUAUAUGUACUAUGUCUUYAUUGGUGCAGGUGUUCUAGUAUUUCUACUUCUUCUUUUAGGASUAAUUCUAUUAAGACGAGAUCGCAUUAGAAAACGUCAGCUGCAAGCUUUCCAAAUACAUGACAAACUUCUGGAUACUGAUGGCUUUAAGACUGAWGUUAUGCAGCGUCAUCAACUCUCGAAUGAUGGAGAAGGUGAAGGGACUCUUAACCCAAUGUACGGCAUCCMAGGAAAUGUCCAACCUAGCUUUGAUAUAUCAGAAAAUCCUCUUUAUUCAAGACCUGAUGAUACUGACGAUCCUGUGCCUGAAGAUCUAGGGUUUUCGAACCCUAUUUACCAGACUUUUCAGUCGGUUAACUUGAAAGUUGAUGUUGAUAAAGCAGAGCCAGUCAAGGUGUUAUUGAGUGAGUCUGCCUCUCAACCUCUGUACCARACACCAAGAAAACAUAAUCCUGAAGAGAUUACAACAUUGACCGGUAUAAAUGAGCCUCAGAACGAAAAACUAGACAAAAAAUCAGUUCAGACGAAAAACAAAAAGAAAAAAAAGAAAGCUGGUAAAAAGCAAAAAGCCCUGCAAACCGAUGAUGAUGAUAGCAUUCCUGACAUUGCCGCCGUAAACCCGAUGUUCCAAAGCCGUGGCACUUUCGAACAAGCGCAGGAUGACUCCAAGGACGAAAAAGGGUUGUACGCGGUUCCGAGGAGAAAARUUUCCAAAAACAAAUCGAAAGAAGAAGCGAGCCUGUUGGACGAGAAUCCAGCACAAUCAAUGUACGAUACCCCAAAGAAAGUCACUGGCGGGGAAGGAAUGUCGAAUCCAUUGUACCAAAGCUCCAGCAAUCUUGAAUGUCCAGAUGAGCCACUUCCGGGAGACAUCGUAAGCGCUUUUUCCGGGUUCUCCACUUCUACCAAGACGAUGGGGGAGGAACCGGGACAGAGCGAAUGCUAAAUGGAACCACUAAAGCUCGACAAGGGCACAGACAUGUACUGCAUAUACAUGUAAAACACAAACAAAUCGACARUGAUAACUACAUAUAAGGAUUCUUUGCUGGCAAAACAUUAAUUAAAUUUACGGCAGAAAAUUAUCAAUUUUUUGAAGGAUAUGAAUAAUAGGAAAUCUAACAAAUAUUUUGCUUUUUAUAUGCAAUUGUUUCUUUAAGCAUUCGUGUACACAUAUGACCAAAACCUGCAACGGUUUUGUUUAAUUUAGUCUACAUGAGGGGUAUGAUAGAAUUCCCACGGAAUCUUUUUUAGUUUUGCUACAUUAAUGCUCCAGGACUAUUCCAAAAAAAAAAAAAAAAAAAAAAAGCCAUUCUCAAAGUGAACUCUAUCUUUCUAUAUAAUCAUGAACGCUUCAACGCUAUCGACAUCCAUUUGUCUGACAUAGUAUUUUUACAACAAUUAUAUUUUCUCUUCCAUGUAUUAUUUUCUCUGUUUUCGCUUUUUAGAUAUGUAUCUYGUUCAUCAAGAUAGGCCUGCCAUGGUUUUCUUUUUAAUUAUGACAUUAUACRAUAUACUCUUUACAAUCAAAGGUUUGUACAACGUAAUGCUUCAUUUGCAAUUACGUCACGCUAGUACUAGUGCUACUAUCUUUUUGCUAGUGCCACACACAACUUAUAACUUUUGUAUUAUAAUCAUACCUAUUAUGAGACAGCUGGUCUGCACASGUAUUUCAAGCAAGAAUUAAAUGAUUAAAUGAAUUUCACUGAAA
This is a messenger RNA of Actinia tenebrosa (Australian red waratah sea anemone), 12830 nucleotides long. RefSeq names its product protocadherin-23. The record is from RefSeq and is a predicted model, not a curated record. NCBI's taxonomy places the organism in Eukaryota, Metazoa, Cnidaria, Anthozoa, Actiniaria, Actiniidae. Gene Ontology annotation, cellular component: plasma membrane. Gene Ontology annotation, molecular function: calcium ion binding. Gene Ontology annotation, biological process: homophilic cell-cell adhesion.